AUCCGUUUAGGAUAACCAUCACAUACAGAUAAUUUUUUACCUUAUAUAAUCUAUUUAAAAUUAAACACCACGUGCGGAUAAGUUUUUACGGGCCUUAGCCUUGUCGGUGACGCUAGCUAUAAAAACCAAAACUGAAUGGCAUAACAAUUCACACAACACAACACAACACAAUAGAGUGACAGUGACUUUGAACUGUCUUUUUCAUAAUUUUGACAAUGGCCUCCAUGAAACAAUACGACUUUAGCAAAACUGCUGGCAAACCUAUUCGUUGCAGAGCCGCGGUGUCAAGAAAACCUGGAGAACCACUGGUGAUAGAAGAAGUGAUUGUGGCUCCGCCUAAAGCACAUGAAGUUCGACUCAAAAUCAUUUGUACUUCUCUUUGUUAUAGUGACAUUACCUUCUGGAGGAUGAAAGAAUUUCCUGGCUGCUUUCCAAGAAUUUUGGGCCAUGAAGCUUUCGGGGUUGUGGAGAGUGUUGGAGAAGGUGUUGAGGAGUUGAAGGAAGGAGAUUCAGUCAUACCGAUAUUUUUGCCUGAUUGUAUGGACUGUGUAGACUGUAAAUCCAAGAAAAGCAACCUUUGUUCCAAAUUCCCAUUUCAAAUCACGCCGCUGAUGCAUAGAGAUGACACAAGCAGAUUCACUACUGUUGAAGGAGAAACUUUGCACCAUUUCCUCUAUGUAUCAAGUUUUUCCGAGUACACAGUCGUUGAUGUUGUUAAUGUCACAAAGAUUGAUCCUGAAAUCCCACCUAAUAAGGCAUGCCUUUUCAGCUGUGGAGUAUCAACAGGAGUAGGUGCUGCCUGGAAAACAGCAGAUGUGGAACCAGGUUCGACAGUAGUGAUCUUCGGUUUAGGAUCAAUUGGAUUUGCAGUUGCAGAAGGAGCAAGGCUAUGUGGUGCUACCAGAAUUAUUGGCGUUGAUAUAAACUCUGACAAGUUUGAAAUAGGGAAGCAGUUUGGAAUUACUGAAUUUGUCAAUUCCAAAAACUGUGGGGAUAAACCUGUUAGUCAGGUUAUAAUUGAGAUGACUAAUGGAGGUGCUGACUAUUGCUUUGAAUGUGUUGGUAUGGCAAAACUGGUGCAAGAAGCAUUUGCCUGCUGCAGAAAGGGUUGGGGUAAAACGAUUGUUUUAGGAGUUGAUAAGCAGCCGGAGGCACAGGUCUGUCUCAACUCUUACGAUGUUCUUUUGGGUCAAAAAACUCUCACGGCUUCACUCUUUGGGGGUCUCAAACCCAAAACUGAUGUUCCUAUCCUCGCUAAGCGUUACCUUAACAAGGAAUUGCAGUUGGACAAGUUUGUCACACAUGAAGUGAAUUUUGAAGAUAUCAAUAAGGCGUUUGAGUUGCUCAUUCAAGGAAAGAGCCUACGCUGUGUUAUUUGGAUGGACAAGUGAUUUAUCUUAGUGCAGCUUGUGCAUUGUUUAAGUCAUUGAAUCUCAGCUUUCAAAAACAAUGUUACUUUCAUUACAGUUCAUUUAGUUCAAGUCCUAAGUAUUAUUACAGCAGACAUAUUAUUGUAGAUUUUGUAAAUAUUCUCUCUGAAAUAAUAAGAGCCUCUGCUGCGAGCACAUUAUUAUCUCGA
This is a messenger RNA of Capsicum annuum, 1579 nucleotides long. Its product is annotated as alcohol dehydrogenase-like 7. Gene Ontology annotation, molecular function: S-(hydroxymethyl)glutathione dehydrogenase [NAD(P)+] activity; zinc ion binding. The transcript is spliced from 10 exons. Gene Ontology annotation, cellular component: cytosol. Gene Ontology annotation, biological process: formaldehyde catabolic process. NCBI's taxonomy places the organism in Eukaryota, Viridiplantae, Streptophyta, Magnoliopsida, Solanales, Solanaceae. The record is from RefSeq and is a predicted model, not a curated record. The coding region runs from base 216 to 1391 and encodes 391 amino acids.